AUGGAUCCUCCGAGCUUCAACGCAGGGCUGCUCGGGCGGCUACGAUCACGGCACAUGGCAAUGCAACCGCCACCCAGCACUCGUAGAAGCACUGAACUGCCUAGCGACGAGCUGAUCGAGUCUCAUAGCCAGCCUCAAAGUUUCGCGCUUGGCACGGGCGCCGAACUAUUCACGCGCUGCUUGAUUCCCGCCAUCCUUUCCGCCCGCUCCGAGGUCAUCCUUGUCACCUGCUUUUGGGCGCCUUCCAAGACCUUGACAGCUCUCCAUGACGCUCUGGCCAAGCUCGCGCUUCAUCGAGCUAGUAUGAUCAGCGAUGCCCUGUCAAGGGGGGAGCGGCCGCUUUCGCCAUUGAGUGUCCGAAUAUGCUUGUCGUCACGGUCAUUGCUCCAGAAGCUGCUGCACCCGCAAUCCCGGCAUGGCUACGUCUACCCGCCAUCGUCGUGGCCCAGUAAACUUGGUCUUCCCGAUGCUGCCCUCCUUGAGGCCGGAGCCAUCCAGCUCAGAGUCAAGAGCCUCUUCUUCCUCCCCUUUAGCGUGCUGCAUCCCAAGUUUCUGAUUGUUGACAGGCAGCGGGCCUUUGUUCCGAGCUGCAACGUCAGCUGGGAGGCUUGGCUGGAGGGCUGCGUAGAAAUCACCGGCGAUGCUGUCCAGGCCUUGAUGUCCUUCUACUCGCUCACCUGGGAGGAGGGCAGCCCUGAUUUCCGGCACCCUCUCAGUCUCGAAGCCGGAGACGACGGAGAGGGAGCUGGCGUCUUAAAUGCCCGCCAGGCAGGCGUUAGCUUGAUCCCGAGCACCGCCCAUUACCUUACAGCCUCUUUCCCCGGAUCUCCAGCAACCCUUCCUACGCUGGUGCUUCCCUCUACGUACCAUCAGAAUCCGCAUUUCCAUCCGCUCCCUUGGCAAAAGCACCCGCCUCCUCCGCCCACUCCUCUCAACAUCGCAUUGCUUCAACUCUUCGAACAGGCCCGGCGGGCCAUCUACAUACAGACGCCAAACUUGACGUGCAAGGCCGUGAUCCACGCGCUUUUGGACGCUCUCAAGCGGGGUGUCGACGUAACCAUCGUGACGAGCCGGAAGAUGAUGCUCCUGGAACAGCUUGUUACAGCGGGUACCACGACGUCCUGGUGCAUCGGUUCGCUUGUGCGGCGCUUUCGCCGUCUCAAAGCAGCGCUGCACCGCGGCGACUCUGCGGGAACCAUCCAUGACCUCGAAGCAGGCCGCCGCAGCCUGGGGCGCCUGCACGUUUCCUACUUCAGGGCGCGGUCGAGCGCCAGCUCUAGUAGGCGGGAGGGACGACCGUUGAUUUCAGGCCGAGCCCAUCCUGAUGCCGAGGAGCCGGUGCACUCACACCUGAAACUAACCAUUGUCGACGGCGAGGACACCGUUCUUGGAUCUGGCAAUAUGGACCGCGCCAGCUGGUAUACAAGCCAAGAGCUGGGCGUUCUGUUCCACGGCGGUGCAUUUGCCAGAACAGUGAAGGUUGGAGUCGACAGUGUGCUAGAGGGAAGGCUCGAGCUCGUGUUUGACUCAGAAGGGACGCGAGAUUGA
Canariomyces notabilis is the source of this 1548-nucleotide messenger RNA. Its product is annotated as phospholipase D/nuclease. Gene Ontology annotation, molecular function: catalytic activity. The transcript has a single exon. The record is from RefSeq and is a predicted model, not a curated record. Lineage: Eukaryota; Fungi; Ascomycota; Sordariomycetes; Sordariales; Chaetomiaceae. Bases 1 to 1548 code for a protein of 515 amino acids.